This is a messenger RNA of Hemisphaericaspora subhashii, 1890 nucleotides long. RefSeq lists its product as uncharacterized. Bases 1 to 1890 code for a protein of 629 amino acids. The record is from RefSeq and is a predicted model, not a curated record. NCBI's taxonomy places the organism in Eukaryota, Fungi, Ascomycota, Pichiomycetes, Serinales, Debaryomycetaceae. The transcript has a single exon. Gene Ontology annotation, cellular component: Golgi membrane. Gene Ontology annotation, biological process: vesicle-mediated transport; intracellular protein transport.
AUGACAUUAAGUUUAUUACAAGUUAAGGAUAGUUAUUUCAAUAAGAUAUUCUCACCAUCAACAACAACCAAUGCAAAGCUGAAUACUGCCGGUGGCACAUUAACAUCAAAUGUCAAAGCUAAGGUAUUAUUACUUGAUAAACAUACAACCCUGAUUAUAUCAAUGUGUUUUACUCAAUCUCAAUUAUUAGCCAAUGAUAUCAUCUUAAUUGAAUUAAUAGAAUCACAACUGCAAUUGGCUACCAUGAAACACCUUAAUUGUAUUGUUUAUAUUCAUCCAUGUAAAGAAUCAAUUCAAUAUUUAAAUUCAGAAUUACAUUCACCACAUUUUGGUAAAUAUCAAUUAUAUUUAAAUAAUUGUAUUUCAAAGAAUCAAAUAGAAUCAAUUGCUGAAGCUGAUGAAUUUGAAGUUAUUGAGAAAGUAAUGGAAAUCUUUCAAGAUUAUUUAAUUGUUAAUGAUAAUUUAUAUUUGAUUGAAAAGCCAAUAACUGGAAUAUUAAAAAUUAAUCCUGCAAUUGAAGAAUCUAAUAGAUUAAUUAGUUUGUUGUUAUCAUUAAAGAAAACUCCAAUUAUCAAAUAUGAAUCGAAUUCACUUGAUUUGAAACGAUUAAGUUCUGAGAUUUUGUAUAAUAUCAAUUCCAAUUCAAAUAAUAAUUUAUUUGAUGAUUUGAAUAGGAAUUCAGAUGUUGCUCCAAUAUUAUUAUUAUUAGAUCGGAAAAAUGAUCCAAUCACUCCAUUACUUUCCCCAUGGACUUAUCAAUCAAUGAUACAUGAAUUUGUCGGUAUAUCCAAGAAUAUUGUUCAAUUACCAGAUACAAAGGAACAAAUUAUUUUAUCAGAAGAACUGGAUAAAUUUUAUCGUGAAGCAAUGUAUUUAAAUUAUGGAGAUUUAACCGAAAAAUUUCAAAAAUAUGUUGAAGAAUAUAAAACUCAAACUAAACAAUCUUCUUUAGAUAAUUUAAAAACUCAAAAUUUGGUGGAAUUAAAACAAUUAUUAACUAAAUUUCCUCAAUAUAGAAAACUUUCCGAAAAUAUUUUAAAACAUUUAAAUCUAUUAUCAGAAAUUGAUAAACAAAUCCUGAAUCAAAGUCUAUGGGAAGUUGGGGAAUUACAACAAGACCUUGCUUGUGGAUCAGGUGAAUCAAAUCAUCUGGAACUUAAAUCAAAACUUAUGGAAAUCCUCGAAUCAAAUAAAACAAACACCAUCAACAAAAUCAAAUUGAUUUUAUUAUAUUCAAUCAGAUUUCAUAAUAAUCCUCAAGAAUUAUCAUUAUUUAUAUCAAAAUUAAAUAAUCCAACCUAUACGAAUCCAUUACCAACCCUGGCACAAAAUGAAUUAAUGAAAAGAUUUAAAACAUUAUUUAGUUCUGCCAUAUCUUCAACCCAUCAUAAAUCAGACAAUCAACCAGUAUUGAAGAAUAUCUUUGCCAAAAAGAAUAUUCAAAGUUUAUUUAAUCGUGAUAGCAAUAAUUCUGGAAAUGAUAAUAUUUAUUUACAAUAUACACCUAGAUUGAAUGAUAUUCUUAAUGAUUUGAUUAAUCCAAAUACUGAUUCCAGCGGUCAUCGUUCAUCAAGUCAAUUCUUAUCCACCUUGGUUCCGGAUACGGUUAGACGACAGUAUGGAAAUCUGGUUGGGAAUGGCGGUGGUGGUGAUGUACAAGAUAUAAUUAUUUAUAUAAAGGGAGGAGUAACUUAUGAAGAAGCAAGAGUGAUUCAGGAAAUUGGACAAGUGAAUAAAAAAGUUCAUUUGAUAAUUGGUGGAGAUGAUAAGAUAUUGAAUAGUAAUACUUGGAUAUCGAGUCUUUAUGAAUUAGUUAGUCAUGAAAGUGAUGAUGAUGAAGGAGAUGGGUUAAGAAUUGAUAGACAAGCACAAUUACGGGAGAUUUUAUAG